Messenger RNA from Cyprinus carpio (common carp), 4106 nucleotides. RefSeq names its product oxysterol-binding protein-related protein 2-like. The coding region runs from base 245 to 1648 and encodes 467 amino acids. Gene Ontology annotation, cellular component: membrane; intracellular membrane-bounded organelle; cytosol. The transcript has 15 exons. NCBI's taxonomy places the organism in Eukaryota, Metazoa, Chordata, Actinopteri, Cypriniformes, Cyprinidae. Gene Ontology annotation, molecular function: cholesterol binding. The record is from RefSeq and is a predicted model, not a curated record.
CCGCUGUCAGUCUUCCCAAACUGGGCGCUUGUUUUCUGUCCCACCGGAGAAAGGAGCGACCCAGCUUUACAUAACUGAAAGGUCAGUGCUCACUGCUAGCGGCUAACGCGGGUCAAAACAGCUCAAGCCAAACACCCAGUGCCUUCCGCCCGCAGUAGAUCUAGCCUGGAGAUGCCGCGCGAGAUCAAAUUCAAGCUGUGAAACAAUGCAUUCUGAUUGACAUCAGCAGCAGUAACUGUCCAUCAUGAACAGCGAGGAAGAGUUCUAUGAUGCUGAGACAGGUUUAGAAUCAGACGACUCGUGUGAAGUCAGCUUUAAAGAUGCCUGUGUCUAUGAGAGCAAGCAGACGGUGAAUGGCAAGGUGCCAUCUGAAAAUGGAGUAUGGGAGAGGCGGACUACUCUGCCAGCGCCCAUGUUCUCCAGAAAUGAUUUUAGUGUAUGGGGCUUUCUGAAGAAAUGCAUUGGAAUGGAGCUGUCCAAGAUAACAAUGCCUAUUGUUUUCAACGAACCGCUGAGCUUCUUGCAGAGGAUUACAGAGUACAUGGAACAUACAUACCUCAUUCAUAAAGCUUGUACACUUUCUGAUUCUAUAGAGCGGAUGCAGCUUGUUGCCGCAUUCGCCAUUUCUGCUGUUGCAUCACAAUGGGACAGAACUGGGAAACCUUUUAACCCUUUAUUAGGAGAGACUUUUGAACUUACAAGGGAUGAAGAGGGUUACCGCAUGAUCUCAGAACAGGUGAGCCACCAUCCACCAAUCAGCGCCUUCUAUUCAGAGUCACUCAAUCAGGACUUCUCAUUUCACGGCUCCAUCUACCCUAAACUGAAAUUCUGGGGGAAGAGUGUGGAGGCAGAGCCUAAAGGCACUAUGACACUUGAGCUCUCCAAACACAGAGAAGCUUACACAUGGACGAACCCUAUGUGCUGUGUGCAUAACGUUAUUCUGGGUAAACUGUGGAUUGAGCAGUAUGGGACAGUGGAGAUUGUCAACCACAGCACUGGGGACAAGUGUGUGCUGAAUUUUAAGCCAUGCGGCAUGUUUGGCAAAGAGCUGCAUAGGGUAGAGGGACAUAUCCAGGACAAGAGUAAAAAGAAGCAUCAGGUUAUCUAUGGGAAGUGGACUGAGUGCGUGUAUAGCAUUGAGCCAAAAGUCUACGAAGCCAACAAGAAAGCAGAGAAGAAAAGCGGAGGAGAUUCCAAGAAACACAAGCAGGAGCAGAGUACAGGGGGUGAUGAUGCAGAUGAAAUGCCAGAUGUUCAGGAGACAGUCACUAUGAUCCCAGGCAGUACGCUGCUAUGGAGAGUAGCCCCUCGACCGCCAAACUCAACACAGAUGUAUAAUUUUACCAACUUUGCCAUGACGCUUAAUGAGCUGGAGCCUGGCAUGAUUGGAGUCAUUGCACCGACAGACUGUCGCUUGCGACCUGACAUCAGAGCUAUGGAGAAUGGGGAUAUUGAUACUGCAAGUCGUGAGAAGGAGAGAUUGGAAGAGAAGCAGAGAGCUGCCAGAAGAGAGCGUGCUAAAGACGAGGAAGAAUGGUCUACGAGAUGGUUCCAGCAGGGCAAGAAUCCUUACACUGGAGCUUCAGACUGGAUCUACAAGGGUGGUUAUUUUGACAGGAGAUAUCCUCACCUUCCAGACAUCUACUGAUUCGGUUAGGAAGACUGAAAAAUCUUGAGAUUCAUCCUUUGCUCUCCUUCACUCAAUCCAUAUCAUCUCCUCUCCUUAAGCUCUUUUCAUAUUUUUCAUUGGAAUGUGAGAUUCAUAUGAACAGUUUUUGAACAAAGCCUCUCCAAGAGUUCUACUCUUUACUAGAAUCUGGAAAUUCAGUGUGAACAGAUUUAUUUAUUUUAAAAGGUAGGGAAUACCUUAAUUAUUUAGUUUUUUUUUCUUUAUGUAUGUUAGUGUAAACAUUCUGUGCAAACCUUAGUAUGUUUAGAAAUUGCUAGUUUAUGUACAGUAUGUGCUAACUUACCUUUCCAUGCGUCUUGCUAGUUACACUCAGGUGUUCAUUUUAUGGGUACAAGUGGUUAGUGAUGGCAUCACUGCAGUGCCAUCUGUGAAGAUUUUUUGUGUCAUUAUUAUAAUGUGAGGCUGCUCAGAACCUAUUAGGAGAGCAUAAUUUUGUGUUUUUGUUCAAACUAAUGCUAUUUUAUCAUCUCUAUAAUAUGCUUUUUCCUUAUCUCAAAAAUAUGACCUCUGUUUUUGGUAUGCAUGAUGUGCAGGAACUUCACAUUUAAAGAUUCUGCCUGAUUUUGAGUACCUGGAAUGAAAACGAGUUUAUUUUUCUGAAUUAUCCCACUUUUUGUUUUACCAUAAAUUACGGUUAUAUCUCACUGAUUAGGCUCUUGGGCAAUUUCUCACCAUCUCCAUUGUACAGGGGAGUUUACUAAACCUAAUAUUCUCAUUCCUCACACAUUUAGAUAUAUUUUAGAUCUGUUUAGUUUUUGUUUGACAGACAAAAAUGAAAGCUGCUCAUGAAAAAUGUUUACGGGUUAAAAAAAAGGGUGUUUUUUUAAUUGUUAAAAAACUCAUAAAUAACACAAAACCUAUUGCUGUUUUGAGUGUUUAUGGUUGCCAAAGAGACUUUUCUCUUAUAGAAACUAAAGCCAUAUAACUCGUCAGGACUGCGUUGUUGAGUGAUACAUCCUUGUGAAUGAAAUGGAGAUGGGUGCUAAUCUUUCUUUUUAUUUCAGCACUUAAUGGCUCACGAAUGUCACACACACACACACACACACACACACACACACACACACACACACACACAUAUAUUCAUGUGUACCAAAAAUGCUCAGAAUGUGUUCACAUGCUUUCUGCCAUACAGCAAAUUUCAUUCUGCAAGGACUCAUUUUUUUCAUACAAAUCGUAGACAAGAUGACCUCAGAGGAUCAUGAAAGACACCGCUGUCUUUAAUUUCGAAACUUUAAACAAUACUGUGAUUUUAACACUCACAAAUCUCAGAAGCUAUGCAAACAUUGAUGGGAAUGUCUGUCUGUUUAUGAAUUGUACAAUUUAAUGUGUCAAUAAGCUCCACUGUUUAUGUAAAAUACUUUGGUUAACCUAGCGCAAAGGUGUCAAGCAUGCUAGUACUUUUUCUGAUGGUUUUUCACACUAUUAUUGGCUGUUUUUCACAGCAUAAAGUUGGUUAGGUGUGACUGCAGUGAUUAAUAACACUGUUAUAUAGUUAUUAGAAAUGGUUAUCAUCUACACUUAAUGGAAGCUCAUCAUCUGCUGUGUAGCACAAUAUUUUAUUUAUCUUUAAUUAGAAAUUACAAAUGCCAAGCUUCGGGCCAUGGCAUACUUUAAAUGAAAGAGUUAACUACAAUUUAUUUCCCUCUGUAUUUUCUACACUAUAUUGUGGCAUGUCUAAACAUAAAUUAUUUAAUCUCACUAUCAAUGCUUACUAGCGGUUAGAAAUAUGAGUAUAUUAUUCCACCAGCUUCUAACGUAAAGUCUUUUAAAGCCCUUAAAAUCAUGAGACAUUAAAAAACAACUUAUCCCCAAUUGUCUCAUGAUUUUGUGCCAUGUUCAUCAGCGAUUCCUGUAGCAAUCACAUCAAGUUAAUACACAAGUAAAUCUGGUCACAGUGAAUGCAACUAUGUAAAGCAAACAUACACUAAGAAUUUUCAAGUCAUUCUGUCUGUGUUCUUAUUAAGCUGUUGAUAUUGGUCGGGACACUAGGGAUCGAUCGUUUCUGUUGUGAAUUUCACAGAUAGAAGCCCAAAUUUAUACCACUGUGGUGCUAUGAUUGAUUUACAUAAUUGUACAUGAUGUAUUGUGACUUUUUACUACAUUUGUAUAGAACACAUGAAAUGCACUUAAACGGUCUUAUGAAUCUGCUCAUUUGUAAACUAGCAAUAUUAAUAAUAUAUGUGAGUACUCACUAAUUAAAGAAAUUUCAUUUUGCUCUUUUGUGUUUAAAGGGAAUUGACAAGUAUCAGUUCAAAAUUUCUGACAAAAAACAUUUGGGAGAAGCUUCAGCUUCAGGCAUAUGUUUGAUGGUGAGAACGUUUGUGAAAUAUUAUGUUGUUUUGCAUUAAUUUGACCUAAAAUGUGAACUGAUCUUCAUCAAAGUCAAUGUCAUUAAACACAUAACAGAAAAAGAAAA